CGCCCGAUGCAACCCGCUCUGCUCCACUCCGCACUGCUCUCCUCGGCCGAGCAGGCGUGGAAUUCCACUCUGCCGGGCUCUUCCAUCCAUCAUCCUCCUCCUCCUCGUUCUCCCCCAUCCUUCUUGCUCCCACAUCCCAGACCUCUUCGCUCGACCGAGCUCCUCCUGUCGCCCGAUUCUCCUGUGCGCAUCUCUGCAGCCCCCGUGGUGUCAAGUCAGGAUGGGCGACAUCGGAAAGCUGGUGGUGAAGUGGCAUGGCAGCUUUGGAAAAGCAACGGAUUUCGACUCGUGGGGUCAGCUGGUGGAGGCGGUGGACGAGUACAUGAUCCUUGCCAGGCAGCUUCUCAAAGAGGCACAGUCACCGCCAAACUGCUCAGGAUUCACUGAAGACCAGAAGAAAAUCCUGGGGAAGAUUGCCGCCUGCCUGGAGGUGCGGAGUCAGUCUCUGCAGACCACACAAUCAAAUGAAGAAUUUCCACUCGAAGAUUUGAAGCAACUGGAACCAGUAAUAAAGAAUAUUCUCACGUACAACAAAGAAUUCCCAUUUGAUGUUCAGCCCCUGCCCCAAAGGAGGCUCCUGGCUCCUGGUGAGGAACAGAGUCUCGAUGUGGGUGAGGAGGAGGAGGAGGACGGCGCGGUGGGAGCAGCUGGCGGCGUCACCUCCCACGUCUUCAACGCCCGUCCGUCCGGCACGCUGCUGCCCCGCCUGCCCUCUGAGCCCGGCAUGACCCUGCUGACGAUCCGCAUCGACAAGAUCGGCCUGAAGGACGCAGGGCAGUGCAUCGACCCGUACAUCACCGUGAGCGUCAAAGACGCGAGCGCCGUGGAGCUGAGCCCCGUGCAGGACACGCCGGUGGCCUCCAGGAAGGAGGACACCUUCGUCCACUUUGGCACGGACGUCGAGAUUCAGAAGCACGUGGAGCAGCUGCCCAAGGGCGCUGCCAUCUUCUUUGAGUUCAAGCACUACAAGCCGAAGAAGCACUUCACCAGCACCAAGUGCUUCGCCUUCAUGGAAAUGGACGAGAUCAAGCCGGGCCCUGUCGUCAUUGAGCUGUACAAAAAACCAACGGACUUCAAGAGGAGGAAGCUCACCCUUCUGACCAAGAAACCUCUCUACCUUCACCUGCACCAAACGCUGCACAAGGACUGACGCGCCACGGCCGUGCCCCUCGCUGCCGCAUCCCGGAACGCGGAGUGCCGGUAUCCAUGGCCCUCCGGGUCUUGGCGAGCGAUCUGCUUCCCGGUGCCGCGUGCGUGCCGGCGCGGUGGCGAGGCUCUGGGGGCCCGAGCCCGACACCGUCCCCUUCUGAGAACACCGGCCGCUGAUUUUUAACUUGGCACUGAAAAUAAAUAAAAAGUCUGCCUUUGACGGCGGCAGCGGCAGCAGCACAAAGUGACAGUGCCAGAUGGCGCCUUAAAAUAAGCACCAGUACUGAGUUCAUACCUAUGUUUCCACUGCAUAACCGAGCGGCGCUGGUGCUGGGGCCAUGACGAACCGGCCGGGCGCCAGGGGCUCAGGAGGCGUGAAGUUUAUUGCUCACCGCAGAUCCCGCGGUGUGCUGCCACUCGCGUCGUCGCACCACGCGAUGAACGAGGAUGAGGGAAACGAUUAACCCCGUGCCUGGCCCUGUUCGGCAAACCAGCAGGAUUCAAAUGUCCUGCGCGGCCAGUGAAUCGCAGUUUGGUUCCGGCUCGGCUCGGCAAAUAGCCAGUGGAAAACCACCCACACUGUGGUAGCCCCACGCUGGCACGGCUAGGAUUGUGCCGGUGGCAGGGCAGGUUUGGGCCCUGGCGCUUGAUUCAAGAACUUAAGUAAUUCCGCAGCAAAGCCUUUUGCCACAGCACUGAGUCGCUAUUUAUGUACAGUUGCAUUGCAGCUAAGUGAGUGAUACUGUGACGGAAGAGUGUGUUUCUUACCUUUUAUACAUUCUGUGUUAUUAACAAUGCAAAUGCACAAUAGCCAAUCACUAAACGCACUCUGGCGUAGCACGAGAGUGUCCGCGUGUGAGCGACUGUAACUAUAGUGGCUUGUAGUUACGGAGUGCCAUUUACCGUUUAUAUUCCCGCCCUGUGUGUCCGAGUUGUGAACUUCUCACGUUGAGGUGGGAGAAAGUUAGGCAACGUGGUAUUUAUCCAAGUCGCUAUUUAUUAUUUGCAAAACAAAUCGUUUAACAAAUAAUAUUGAAUGUCAAGCUAAUUUAAGUCGCCUAAUAAUUUUGCUUUCUCCCUUUCGGCGUCUCGCGAGACGGCAGUAGCAAUCCUCCGCCAGGUACUGCGCAAGGACGCAGCGCUCGCCAGGGUGUGCGUAUGCCAGGGUGUGCGUACGCCAGGGUGUGCGUAUGCCAGGGUGUGCGUACGCCAGGGUGUGCGUAUGCCAGGGUGUGUGUACGCCAAGUAGGGGGUACAGCUGGUGCAUCUGCCAGUCAUCUCAAUCAGCCAACCCAUGGCACCGAGGCCUAUCCCGAGACCUUCUGUCAGCGAGCCUUCGACACUUCACGCUGCCUCAAAGUGCACCUGGCCUGGCACAGGCGCCGUGGUGAUGUCACCGUCACUUAGUGACGAAUGACGGGUUUUAGUAUGGGUGUGUGUGCACACGGGCUAUGUGUGUGUGCGUGCAGGGCAUGUGUGUACACACAAGCUAUGUGUGUGCACGACAGAACACCCAGUGAGACGACCAGGAGAACGCUCACUGCCUGCGGCUCCUGCUUGCGUAGUUGUCACGCCGUCUCAGGCCGGCGUCGUGCGCUCCUCUGGCUGGUGGCUGUUGUCUGUGUGCUGCAGACAGCCCGGGAGCUUCCGUACCGCGCCGUGUUGGGUGAGAGCUGCGUGGCACGACUCCCUCGGCCAUUCAAGGCGGCAGUAGGCGACGAUGGCUAUUCCGUACUGACGAGUCCUCGCAAGGACGGAAACGGUACGGAGCUGCUUCGUUGUCAUGUUUCCGCCGAAAACAAAGCUCGAAACUUUCAGCUCUUUUGGGCACGUGGCUGCUGCAACUUGCGUGCAGAAUAUUUGGACAGCAUCUUGCCAUGCAAAGCAUGUUGGGACUUCUCGUCGUGCUUAUGGUGUCUCAAACACCUUUUUGUGUUUAUUAUUAUACCAUCACCAUCAUCAUCAUCACCACCACUUGCAAGAUGUCCAGCCAGCGUGGAAGAGUAGGCCAAACACCCUCCUGGAUGGGGCUCUCCAGAGCUCCCUCCAGUGGAGGCCCCUCCGCCAGGGCUGUCCCCGUUAUACUGGUAGGAACCUCCUGGUUACACCAGCCCACAGGGGAUUAUUGUGUCCG
Messenger RNA from Lethenteron reissneri (Far Eastern brook lamprey), 3283 nucleotides. RefSeq names its product axin interactor, dorsalization associated (gene AIDA). Gene Ontology annotation, biological process: determination of ventral identity. Gene Ontology annotation, molecular function: phosphatidylinositol binding. Lineage: Eukaryota; Metazoa; Chordata; Hyperoartia; Petromyzontiformes; Petromyzontidae. The record is from RefSeq and is a predicted model, not a curated record. Gene Ontology annotation, cellular component: membrane.